This is a messenger RNA of Sphaeroforma arctica JP610, 176 nucleotides long. RefSeq lists its product as hypothetical. The annotation marks the transcript as partial. Gene Ontology annotation, molecular function: protein binding. The record is from RefSeq and is a predicted model, not a curated record. Lineage: Eukaryota; Ichthyosporea; Ichthyophonida. The transcript has 2 exons.
GGAUGCAAUGGGGUCUGUCGGAAAAAAAUGGAAUCAUCACAUCAAUUGGUGAUGCUGAUUCUCCUGCCAGUCGUGCGGGGUUGCCUCUGCGCUAUGGUAUAGUGACUGUGAACAACCAGGAGGUGCUAGGCGAAGAUGCGGCUCAACUAUUUGCGGUCACGUAUGGCAUUGCAUAA